This is a messenger RNA of Dicrocoelium dendriticum, 3594 nucleotides long. NCBI's taxonomy places the organism in Eukaryota, Metazoa, Platyhelminthes, Trematoda, Plagiorchiida, Dicrocoeliidae. The record is from the annotation of a GenBank genome assembly.
GCUAUGGUUCCAAACAGAUGUCACAUUCUCCACACGGGUUAGCGAGCUCUCGCAAAAUAGAGAAGACAGAAGCUAUGAGCCCCACAUCUUUGCCUGAUAUUCCGAUCUACGAGCCAACCUUCGAUGAAUUUCAUGAUUUCACCAAAUGUGUCUCAACGAUUGAAGAGCUUGGCGCGCACCAUGUCGGAUUGUGCAAAGUUAUUCCACCUUCUAACUGGGAAGCACGGUCUGGUGGCUAUAACGAUAUAGAGGAUUUUAUAGUCGAAAAACCAGUUCGUCAGAUCACUCAUGGCAGUAGGGGUAUUUUUCUACAAGACAUAGCACCAAUGAAAAGCAUGUCUUUUAAGUGUUUCAAAGAUAUGGCUUCUGCAGACCCCUAUCGUACACCGAAACACCGGAAUUGGGAGCAUCUGGAAAAAAAGUACUGGUCCUCCAUAGGAACCGGCCGUCCUAUCUAUGGCGCAAACGUCAACGGUAGCUUGAUGAGAGGGCAAGACAUCUGGAAUGUCGCUGAGCUGGAUUCAAUACUCAGCUAUGUGCUGAAAUCUGAGAAUGUCCGUAUUCCAGGUGUGAACACUCCAUACCUUUACUACGGCAUGUGGAGGGCCACUUUUCCCUGGCAUGUUGAAGAUGUCGAACUCUACUCGAUCAAUUACGUUCAUUUCGGUGCUCCGAAACAUUGGUACGUAAUCCCACCUGCUUUCGCUCGCAAAUUUGAAGCGUUCGUUUUUGAAUAUUUUAGAUCGGACUUCAUUACUUGUCCUUGUUUUCUCCGCCAUAAAUGCGUUUUAAUCAGUCCUUCCGUUCUGGCCAGCGCCGGGAUUCCCACCAGAAAGAUUGUCCAGCGCUGCGGAGAGUUCAUCAUCACCUUUCCAUACGCUUACCAUGCUGGAUUCAAUAUGGGCCUCAAUAUCGCAGAAUCGAUUAACUUCGCUCUUCCACGAUGGAUCGAAUAUGGCAAAAAGGCCAAGGUAUGUACUUGCUGGGACGAUACCGUGAGGAUCUCAAUGGACCCCUUCGUGCGCCUCUAUCAACCAGAUGUUUAUGAUGACUGGUUAAACGGACGUGAUAGGAGACCUCACCCUUUAGACGAAUACUUGACUUCCAGCGACCAACCAAAACACUCUGACAUCAUGGAUUUAAUCGAUUCGAAUGACGACAAAUGCUCUCGUGUAAAGGAGUUGUUGCCGACAACUUCAAGUCGCGGUAGUCGCGCUUGCCGUGUACCGAUUUCCACCAAAUUCACAAUUGGCGACCUGAAUCUUAUUGAUCUUCGACUUUCGCUUGUUGAUUUCCGAAAAUCGCGGAUUCCCUUCCACCUCCGUCAUCUUCCAUUUCUUUCGUCUUUGUGGCACGAAGAGCGAUCGAACUUCGGUCUGGAACGAUAUUUUAACAAUCUGAUUGGGAAGUAUCCACCACAUUGCGCCGUUUGCUCUCUUUUGUGGACUCCCCAAUUCCUCGGGAAAGUGCUUUCCUCCGAGACACCCACUAAUGUGAUCCCAUCGGAUGGUGUUCCGUACAUACCUGAGGUUGCCUAUAUCUCACAAAACAGCACUGAGGAUUUUUCCAUCCACCAUCCAUCUGAACGACGGUGCCCAAUUGUGCAGUGUUCUCGUUGUAAGUUGACGGUGCAUGCCAGUUGCUACGGUAUCCCAGUUUCGCACCUCGAGCAGCAGUCCGUCGAUCCAGCGAAAGGUCCCCGUUUAUCAGAACCUGCGAAUUCAUCCUUAUGUUUGACUCCUCGCAUCAUGCGCUGGUGUUGCGAUGCAUGUUGUUCUGCGACGAGACCCACUUGUAUCCUCUGUUACAUUCGUGGUGGAGCUUUAAAACGCCUUAACAACCCCGUGAAUCGCGUCACUGGACAUCCUUAUUGGGUCCACAUUGUGUGUGCCCUAGCUAAUUCCGGAUGCAGUUUCGUCGAUAUUCCCGGACGCGUGGCUGCGAUAUCCUCUGAUGUAGUCUCACGCGCUGCAAAAUUGGCAAAGCAGAACGAGUUGCCGGAAACGGAACUGACUGCUGCCUCAGACACCCCGAGUCUUGGCCUUGGCUGCCGCAACUCCUCAUCUGAUCUACCAAUCAAAGAACCGUCCGAUGAUAACUCGAAACCAUCCACUUCCAACAGACUACCUGAAGUUGCUGUGACAUUUGGUGAGAUGCGACAUAAACCCCGUGUACCUUCCGAGGCACUCUCCGAUGCCCUCAUUUCUCCGGAGCUCAAAGGAGAUAGCGAACUCUCCAACUCUCCAUUGACACAACACUCUCCCCAAUCGGAUACUGACGGCUCCACUCAACGGAAACGAAGGAAAAGCGUCUUGCCGAUUGAGUUAUGCUGUGUUUGUCAACUACCCAAUCGAGGCUACCUCCCACUUGCUCGAUGCUUGUUCGCUAGUUGCCACACUCGGUAUCAUGUGACCUGUGCCCAAAUGGCUGGCGUUACAAUCGGUUCGAAGCUAUACCCCUACAUGUUCUACCUGGCAUGCGACUCACACAAGAUGGAAUACACACCAAUCCAUGGUCAAUUCGACAGCGAUGUUGUCCGUGCUGGGGACAACAUAAUUGUCCGACUGGCCUCUAAUCCCCCGGAAUUGAUACCAGCUGUUGCCAAACGUCUCGUUACGCCUAGAUAUUGCCGUGUUGCCUUUCCUGACGGUACUUUUUCAAGGGAUACUCCUCCGGAAUACUUGGAUGUCGAUUGGCGCAAACACGGUCCACCAAAAAAGGGGUCCACCGUUAAAGUCCUUUGGGUUGACGACUUGGAAUACGUAGGUUCAUUCCAAGGUACCACCCCGGAGCUUUGGGAACAAGAACACGCCGCUGCGCUCAACUCUACGUGGUUCUAAGCAUCCCAUCGCCAAUGAUCUAUCAUCCAGUUAUCACAGGUUUUCACUCCACAACCAGACGUACCAAGCGGUCGUGGCCGUUAUUAUUGGUCGUUGUGCGAAUGUUUUCACACAGCGCUACGCUAUUGUGGUUCCGUUUUCGGUAGUUAAUCGUUGCUUACGUUAUUCGUUCUUUCACUGCGUUGCCCUUAUUAGUUUUUACAGUUUAUUUUUAUUCUGCCGGGGCUAUUCAUCUACCCUCAAGGUCACAUCUCGAUAUAUUCCUUUAGUUCUUUGCUUAUGUCGUUUUUCUCGUUCCUCCGUUUUAUCCCAUCAAAUAAUUUCAAUCCUUCGUUUCAUAUUUCUUAUCGCUGUAUACUUUUUUUUACCGUCGAUCCACUUCAGGUUCGAUUAAAUACCGGAAAAGUCAUUAAAGUUCCUCGCGAAGACUUCUAUCUCACGCCUUUGGAACCAUUGAAUUAUGCUCAACUCAUAGGGAAAAACGCCUCUUCCGACAGCUCAGUCGAUUGCACACCGAGAACUUCCGAGAACUCUAAACUGGCCACUCUGUUGCUGAACAAUUGAAUGGAUAACACAGAUGCUGCAUUUCCAGAUUUCAGCUUUCAUGUUCCCCUAUUUUUCUCUACCACUUAUCUUCCUUUCUGUCAAUGUAUACUUAUCACUUGGUCGCCAUUCUAUUUGGUUGUUUUUGUUCAUUAGCCCUUUAGCUGCUGGAUAGUUCAGUCAGUUUCUUCACGCCUUUUUGCCGCUUCAU